GCAACGAGCAGCUUCAUCUAACCAGUGUGUAAUACGGAUCAAGCACGAUGAUUAAGUUACUCCUUAUUUCCUUACUUUGCGUGGCGGUGCUCUCAUCAGGGCAAGCUAAAGCUGAAGCGAAUGGUAAAGGCGGUGGAGGAGGAGGUGGAGCGGGAAGUGGAGCGGGAGGUGGAGCGGGAGGUGGAGCGGGAGCUUCAAUGGGAGCUGGAGGAAGUGCAGGUGGAAAAGGAAGUAAAUUAGUGACACCUGCACAAAUCAGACAAAAAAUGCCAUUUGCACAAGGCAUGCAACAGGAGCCACCUCCUCAAGGGUCACCUCCUCCAGGGCCACCUCCUCAAGGGCCACCUCCUCAAGGGCCACCUCCUCAAGAGUCACCUCCAACUAAAUAAAGUCGAUAAAGGCAGUAGCUUCUAUUUUAGAAGCGCAUUAUGUGGAUUUGGACCAUUGCAAGUAGAUGAAGGUGAUUAGAUUGUACUCAGCACUAUGGCACAUUAAAUUAGAAUUGCACGAUCAAGAAGAACCCCGAUGAUUUGUGAACAAUAAAAUUUUGCACUGCAGGAAGA
Messenger RNA from Linepithema humile (Argentine ant), 563 nucleotides. Its product is annotated as rhodopsin. The record is from RefSeq and is a predicted model, not a curated record. Lineage: Eukaryota; Metazoa; Arthropoda; Insecta; Hymenoptera; Formicidae.